Messenger RNA from Stomoxys calcitrans (stable fly), 485 nucleotides. RefSeq names its product larval/pupal cuticle protein H1C-like. The coding region runs from base 52 to 459 and encodes 135 amino acids. The transcript has 2 exons. NCBI's taxonomy places the organism in Eukaryota, Metazoa, Arthropoda, Insecta, Diptera, Muscidae. The record is from RefSeq and is a predicted model, not a curated record.
CUUAUUCUUAUUACAAUAUCUCUCAUAUCAAAAACGAAAACUCCAAACAAAAUGUUCAAAUUCGCUGCCAUUUUCGCCACCCUCUUCUUGACUGUCUCUGCUGGUCUCAUUGAAACCCAUCAUGUUGUCCAUGAGCCUGUGGUAGCCAAAGUUGGCCAUGUUGUUCAUUCAGCUCCUUCUGCUGUAUCACACCAGAGUAUCACCCAAGUGCAUAGCAAAGCUGUUGUACAACCUGUCUACACCCCUAUCGUUAAGACCACCGUUCAUGCUGCUCCCAUUGUAAAGACCGUCCAUCAUGUUGCCCCUGUGGUCAAGACUGUCCAUACCCCCGUAGUGCAUCAUGUUGCCCCUGUAUUGAAAACAGUCCACGCCCCAGUUGUCCAUCAUGUUGCUCCUGUUGUACACUCUGUUCCUGUGGUUCACUCUGCUCCUUUGGUGCACACAGUUCAUCAUCAUUAAAAAGUGAUUUGUUUAAAAAAAAAUGG